Lodderomyces elongisporus is the source of this 3588-nucleotide messenger RNA. RefSeq names its product SUMO protease (gene ULP3). The record is from RefSeq and is a predicted model, not a curated record. Gene Ontology annotation, molecular function: SUMO-specific endopeptidase activity. Gene Ontology annotation, cellular component: nucleus; cytoplasm. The transcript has a single exon. NCBI's taxonomy places the organism in Eukaryota, Fungi, Ascomycota, Pichiomycetes, Serinales, Debaryomycetaceae. The coding region runs from base 1 to 3588 and encodes 1195 amino acids. Gene Ontology annotation, biological process: protein desumoylation; proteolysis.
AUGAAUAACAAGGAUGUUUUGGGAGCCAAAGAUGUUUUACUGAGAGGAAAUGGAAGAGAAAAAAGUAAUGUCUUGGGGUUCCAUCCAACAAAUAAUUUGUUAAAAGAGUCAAAUACAAAGAGAGACUCAGAGACGUCCUUUUAUCGAAGCAGAAACGUUGAAGAGCUUCUUCUGAAGUCAGCUAAAAGUCGAGCAGAACUAAAUGAGUUUGUCAAAGCGGAUCAAAAUAAAUCACCAAUGGUAUCGGAUAAAGGAGGUAAUGUUAGCGUAAAUGCAAGGUACAAUAAGCUUCAUAAAUUGCAGAAACAGCUAAACUUGCGCAAAAAAAACGAUUUCCAUACAUCCAUUCAAAAGCCGUCCUUUGUCAAAGAUUGUUUUGGCAACAAAUUGGAAUUGGAAAAGGUCCAUUUGACGGAGAAGCCAAUUGCGCACCUGCCAAUACGAGAUUAUGGAUACGACAAAGAAACACGUACCAAUGACGACAAUGAGAUUAGCAAUAACAACAGUAAUAACAACAGUAACAACAACAUUGAAAGGCGUGGACAGUGUUUCAACGUAUACAUUGCUAUUUCAUCAAAUCGACGAUAUAUAUAUCUCACAAAAGAUGGCAUACCAAUAGAUAAUUAUAUUAUUAACUUUGAGACUCAGCUUGAAAAAGUUGUUUUAUCUAAGGAAAAAAUACGUCUUGUAUUGUUGAGUGGACCCGAUAUCAUUGCAAAAUUUAAAGAUGGGGGAAUGGAAAUAAAAAAAUAUUUUAAAGACCACUCAAUUGAUAAAGUCCAUACAAAUUUUGCUAGUGAAGAAGAACAAGCGGUAUCAGUGGGCUCUCUGCCUCGUCAGCUACGACUACAACCCGUACCACAACCAUUACCACAACUGCAAUUGCAACUGCAACUACAACUGCAGCUGCUUUUGUCGCUGCCAAAACUGCCGUCAUCAGCAAUGCGCGAUCCUCUCAAAGAUUUAGUACCAACACGUGCUAGAAGACAUAGCCCCAGACAUGGUAGACAAGAUGAAAAUUUUGUGAUUGCUAAAGAGCCUGAAGAAGUGAACAAUGAAAAAGACGAAGAAAAGACACAUUUUGCAUUGCCCGUGAGGUCACUGCCGAGAAGAAAGACUCGUCAGCUGGAAGUUUUUCCUGCAGACGAUAGUAGUGAGGCUUAUAUGAAGUUUUUUGAAAAGUUAUCGCAUCCUCAACCAAAUGAAAAGAUUCCAAAGCUUGUACCGAGUCUACGUUAUCAAUUUGAUGAUGGCACAGAAAUGAUUAUAGACGAUGAGGAUUUAUCUAGUCUAUUCCACCACAACUGGGUGAAUGACAAGAUCAUCGAUUUUGGCUUAAAGUACCUGAUGGAGCAAGCAGUCAAAGAAAAUUUGGUAAAUGCAGAUGAUAUAUAUGCAUUUAGCUGUUAUUUUUAUAUAAAGUUGAUUCAAAAGGAUGCACGUUCUAAAGACACACCACCAUAUUAUGAAAAUAUUAAACGAUGGUUGCGGAGGAUCGAUCUAUUGAGUUAUCAAUAUAUCAUACUCCCAAUAAACUUAGACCUGCAUUGGUUCUGUUGUAUUAUUCGGAAUUUGCCAGAUUUGAUCAAAAUUAAGGAUGUACCAUCAAUGGAUAAUGGCGAGAAAAUGAUAGCGGAGGGAGCUAAAGACCAUAGCAAUGGCCAAAUUGAAAAUGAAAAUGAAAAUGAAAAUGGUAACAAAAAACUGGAACAGGAACAGGAACAGGAACAGGAACAGAACAAAAGACAGAACAAAAAAGAUUUAGAAACAAUUGAAAUGGAUGAGAUUACAGACAACAUUGAUGAUAUCGAGGUCAAUUCUGCUUCAAGUCUGGAAGAGAUGAAUGGCGCGCUCUCGCAAGGUUUAGAUUCCCAAACUGGUAGGUCAAAUGGUAAGGCUGAGAUAUUUGUAUUUGACAGCUUGGGGACCAGAAGAGAUAGCGUGAAAAUACCAUUAAAGGAAUUCAUAAUUGGCUAUUGCAAAGAUAAACAUAGUAUCGAAGUACUGCGAGAUCAAAUCCGCGUUACAGCGGCUAAGGUUCCAAGACAAAACAAUUUUAAUGACUGUGGUGUUCAUGUUUUGUAUAAUGUGCGAAAAUGGUUGCAAAAGAUUACCGAGUGCGAGUCUCACUGGAGACGGUAUCAGUUUGGAGCAACAAAGCUAUUAUUUCCAGCAGAAGAAAGAAGCAAGGAAAGACACUAUUGGAUUGAUAUUUUGCUUCGAUUGCAUCUGGAACAAAAACUAAAAGAACAAGCUUUAGGAUUGUCGCGUGUGAAAAAUAAAGAUGAUGGUGAUGACAAUGAUGAUGAUAAUGAUAAAAAUAAUAACGGCAACAAUAACAAUACUAACAAAGAUAACGGUGAUAAUGAUGAUGAUGAUGAUGAUGAUAUAGAAAUUGUGGAGGAAAGUUAUUAUCCAUAUUACAACGAAAACAGUCAGGAUCAAGACAGCGGCCAAAAUGUUUCAAUUGACUAUAAUAAUGAUAAUGAUAAUGAUAAAAGUCAAAGUACAAAGACAAAUAGCAUUGGGAAUGAAAAGCUAAAGAAUUUGGACAUUAAUCAGCAUCCAGUGGAAAAAGAUGUCGUUAAAUCCUCAUCUGCGAAUUUGGUAGAUGAUUCAACGACUGAUGUUCGAACACACCAACACGAUAAUUUAUCGACCACGGAACAAGGUUUGCAGGCACAACCAGAUCAACCAACUCAGAUAUCUAAACCUGUAACUUCAAGUGUACAAGUGUCUCGGAAGUUGCCCGAGCCGCUAAAAACUACGCAUGAUAAUCAGGCAAAGAAUAUUGAUCACAAGGACUAUGAAAGCAAUAGCUUGCAAGAUAAAAACGUUGAUUUGUCUUUAUCUCGAGAAAAUUUUGAAAAGAUUAAUAUUCAUGCUGAAAGUGACUGUAAAGAGCCACCUAAGGCAGACACCAAGAUGUUACAGAUACAAAAACGGAUAAGCGAUGCAACGAAAUCCGCGUCGACUCGUAAAAAGAGCCUUGUUGAUCAUUCAAAGCCCAGCUUAUCCAAACAUAAUAGACUGGUUGGAGUGGAAACGGGGAUUAUUGAUGGCAGUUCAGUAGGUGGUAAAAAUGCAACAAAAUCAAGUAAGCAUCAUCGAGAAGACAUUGGUACUAAAUCAGUAGAAGUGGAAAAACAUGAGAAACUCGAGAAAAAGAUGAACUUGGGAAGAGAAUCACCAGCAAUAUCAGAGGACAUUGUUGAUGUUUCCUCUGAUGAAGAUUUGAGACAAUCGGUUAAAAGUAAUAGUGAUAUAAUGGAGAAGAUGAAACCUUUAAGUAAUGAGAACACUAUUGAGACAGUGGACUUGAGGAGCCCAAUUCGCAAAGGUCCUCAAACAUCCCGUCCUCCUAUCACGAAAACAGUUAAGGAGACUUAUAUAAAGAGCAAUAGUCCAACAGCAUCGAAACAAAGCAUAGCUAAUGGAAAGGUCAUCGAUCCCAUCAAACAAGUACCAGAUAGUCUGAAAAAACAUUCUGCAAUUAGAAUAUUACGCAAAGAUGCGUCAUCUAUUGAUUUGACAAAAGAAGAUCGGCCAGCAGUACAUGGCAAAGGUAAAAGACGUAGGUUAUUGUAG